Pygoscelis adeliae (Adelie penguin) is the source of this 1847-nucleotide messenger RNA. It is a transcript of the gene EVL, whose product is annotated as Enah/Vasp-like. Gene Ontology annotation, cellular component: cytoskeleton. The record is from RefSeq and is a predicted model, not a curated record. Bases 18 to 1274 code for a protein of 418 amino acids. Lineage: Eukaryota; Metazoa; Chordata; Aves; Sphenisciformes; Spheniscidae. The transcript has 14 exons. Gene Ontology annotation, molecular function: profilin binding; SH3 domain binding; actin binding. Gene Ontology annotation, biological process: actin polymerization or depolymerization; protein homotetramerization; positive regulation of actin filament polymerization.
UGACCAGGUCUUCCUUGAUGGCAGGCACUGAACAGAGUAUUUGCCAAGCCCGGGCUUCAGUUAUGGUCUAUGACGAUACCAGUAAGAAAUGGGUGCCAAUCAAACCCGGACAGCAGGGAUUCAGCAGAAUCAACAUAUACCACAACACGGCCACUAACACCUUCAGGGUAGUUGGAGUUAAACUGCAAGAUCAACAAGUAGUGAUUAAUUACUCAAUUGUGAAAGGACUGAAGUACAAUCAAGCAACACCUACCUUUCAUCAAUGGCGCGAUGCACGGCAGGUCUAUGGCUUGAAUUUUGCAAGCAAAGAAGAGGCUACCACGUUCUCCAAUGCAAUGCUGUUUGCUCUGAAUAUCAUGAACUCACAAGAUGGAGGUCCAGCUGCCCAGCGCCAGGUCCAGAAUGGGCCAUCUCCAGAUGAGAUGGAGGCACAGAGAAGACAAGUGAUGGAGCAACAGCAACAGCGCCAGGAAUCUCUGGAAAGAAGAACCUCUACUACAGGCCCAGCACUUCCACCUGGUCAUCCCAGUGGCGCUGCUGUGAUCCCUGCUUCGUCCGGGGGGCCCCCACCUCCACCACCACCCCCAGUCCCUCCACCACCCAUGGGAGCUGCGCCUCCCCCGCCGCCCCCACUGCCGGCAGGCGCCGGCCAAGGGGCUGGCACUGAAGAUGGGUCAGUGUCAGGGCUCGCAGCGGCUCUGGCUGGUGCCAAACUAAGGAGAGUUCAACGGCCAGAAGAUGGUUCAGGAGGGUCCAGCCCCAGUGGGGUCUCUAAGAGCGAUGCCAAUCGAACGAGUAGCGGAGGAGGCGGAGGAGGACUAAUGGAAGAAAUGAAUAAAUUACUGGCAAAAAGGAGGAAAGCAGCGUCGCAGUCAGACAAGCCAGCUGAUAAAAAGGAAGAGGAAAGCCAAAACGAUGAUGCUAGCACCUCUCCUUCGCCCAGUACACGAGGUCCCACCCAGCAGCAGCAAAAUUCAUCAGACUCUGGGAAGAAGCCAUGGGAAAGGAGCAAUUCUGUUGAAAAGCCUGUAUCUUCAUUACUUUCUAGAAAUCCAUCAGUGGUGAAGAGCUGUGAAGCUAAGAGCCCCACACAAUCCCACGUGUCUUCUAGGAUGAAGCCAGUGAGCAGCAGCAAUGAUGUGGCUAUGGAUGCCUUAGAUUUUGAUCGAAUGAAACAGGAAAUAUUGGAGGAAGUUGUAAGAGAGUUACACAAAGUGAAAGAGGAGAUAAUUGAUGCCAUACGGCAGGAGUUGAGUAGAAUCAGUACAACAUAAUGAUUGCAAAGCAUUUGGACGGUACUAAGAAUGCUAGGAAGAUCGGAUCAUUUCUAAGUGUACCAAGGUCAUGCAAGAUGGUGAGAGAGGACACCGGCACUGUCUUUGUUCUUAUACCCUUUUUAUUAGCAGACUCAGCACACUUUGAAGCUUGCUGCUGCCUUGGAUUCGCUUCAUUUUAAAAGUCUUAAUCUAAAGAAUAUUAAAUUUUAAAUUUCUGGAUUUUUUAGAUUUCAUCUGACACUGCACAUUGGAUUUGUCAGCCUUUUUUGUAUUUUGUAUUUGCUUAUUUAAAUGUAUUACCUUUCUUUUUAGUAGUAGAUAAGAACACACGUGAACCAUUUGCUUUUGAUAGAUGACUUCAAAGUAAUUUUACUAGUAGUCUGCAAUGUAAAUGAAGAUCCUUUGCCAACAGAAAUGUAUUGUGGCAUCACCAGAAGAAACAGAGACAUGUUAGUUGUCAGCCAACCAGUUCUUUGUCUCAGAGUUAUCACAAUAUAAAAAAAAAUGGUACGUCAGUGCAUCACAGUAUCUGUGUUCAUAUUGGUAAUAAACUGUUUAUUGUCCACAUGG